Molecule: messenger RNA, 1589 nt
Organism: Dreissena polymorpha
Lineage: Eukaryota; Metazoa; Mollusca; Bivalvia; Myida; Dreissenidae
Exons: 3
Coding region: 28-1173 (381 amino acids)
Biological process (GO): mannosyl-inositol phosphorylceramide biosynthetic process
Molecular function (GO): mannosyltransferase activity
Source: RefSeq, a predicted model, not a curated record
AGCUUUAAAGUCGACACCCAUUUUAAAAUGCCUGCUUUAAGAAGAAGAUUGUGUUUUCGUCAGUUGCGACAUAAUGUCUUAGUGUUGGUUUUAACUCUUCUUAGUGUGAUUUACAUAUAUGUGUAUACAGUAUAUCAGUAUCGCGUUCCCCAUGGUGCUGCUCAACAACCGUCGCCACCCAAAAAAUGCAUUAACGAAUUCCGUUACCAACAGCCGGAAGUUACCGAAGAUUUUCCGACAGUUUCCAAAGGCAAGCCGAAAAUUCCACACAUUCUUCACCAGACGUAUAGGGACCAUCUAAUACCCGUUCAAUUUGCCGACUAUGUUCGGUCAUUUGUGGACAAUCACCCGACAUGGAAGUAUUAUUUCUGGACAGACGAAUCCGGUCGUAAACUUUUGGCAGAGCGACAUCCUCAUUUGUUGAGUACCUGGGACGGUUAUGUGGAAAAUAUAAAAAGGUCCGACAUGCUACGAUAUUUAGUGUUGUAUGAGUUUGGCGGUGUUUAUGCCGACCUUGACAUGGAAUCCCUACGACCCCUUGAUCGAGCUACAAUGAAAUAUGGCUGCGUUAUUCCGGUGGAACCAUUUGAACACUCGGUUUUGUUGUUUGGGAUGCCAUACAUGAUUAACAAUGCAAUCAUGAUGUGCAGGCCUAAGCAUCCUUUUUUCAAGCAAGUGCUUUAUGGUUUACAACAGCCACCUAAUAAAACGUUUAUAGAUUCCGCGGAUAGCGUUAUGAAAACAACCGGCCCCAUAUUUCUAACAGGAGAAUUUAACAAAUAUAUGGGAAUAGAAACUAUGACUACUGAGAAAAAUAAGACACACUGGAGUGGCAACUCUCCGUUCUUUUACAGAGGAGAACUGCUUGAAACAGACAACAAUGGCGUGUAUGUGCCGAACACACGCUACUUCACGGAUGAAUUAGAUAUUACUCUCAAAGCAAUGUUUGAGUCAAUGUGUAAAGAUACUUAUUCAGAUUGCAACAACGAAAUGAAACGUAACGCAUGUUUUGAAUUAAACGAGCAAGGGUUUUUACGGAAGUCCACCCGUUUCAGAUUUAUACGCCACAAUUGGCACCAUACAUGGAGCCGUGGAAACAAAGGCGUCUUUAUCAAAGAUGAAUUUGUACAUCUGGAAACACUAGCCCCAAAUAAUAUUAUUUAUCAAAAAUGAACUAUAUAAAAAAAAUAUAUUACCAAUGUUUUUUCCGCAAGUGAAAUGAAGUUUAUUGUUAAUAAAUAAUGAAAUUUGUUCAGACUGUAGAUUACGUGAGCACAUGUAGUCAAUAAACAUACAUUUUCUUUCAGUUUAUAUAUAUCACAGUUUUUGUAGGAGUGGGGGGGAUAUAAUUGUCCAAGUUAAGUUCUUUUUAUAUAAUACGCAUUCAAUAAAAAAAUCUUCCAUUACGACACAUAAUUACCCCAAUUAUGCGUAUAUACGAUUGUAUUGUCAAUGCUUUCUUUUUUCAAUCUUUAAGCAAAACUUUAAUAUGACAUAGGACAAUUAAAUAUAUUAAAACACUGGCACCAUAAAUCGUAUGUUGUGUACUUGAAAUUAUAUCAAUAACGAUCAAGUUAUUCUAAGCUCUC